GAUGAGCGGGCGGGCGGAGGUAUGGCCGCGGCCGUGCCGGGCCGUGCGCUGCCGCCCGAGGCGAUGAGCGGCUCCCGCAGCCCGGGCCCGCUGCCCUGCCCUCUGAGGGGCACUGGGGCUGGGCAAGGGCCAAGGGGUGGUGCGCUGUCGCCUUUGCGUUCCCAGGAGCGGUGUGUCCGUGGCUGGUGGGGCCGCAGCUCUGCCUGUCUCUGUGUGCAGGCCUCUGCUGUCCCGCGUGUGCUCCGCCAUGCCCUGCCCUGUCCGGCAUCUGCCCCCCGCUCCGGGGCUGCGGGGGCAGCAGCUCGGCAGGGCCGCUGAGCGCCUCCCUCGGCCUGUGCAGCUCCUCUGCGGAGCGCUGCCGAGGAGCGCCUUCGGGCCACCGAGCUUUGUUCCAGCCCCGGGGUGUGCUUUCUGCUCUCAGAAGCCGCCGCAGGGAUGUUGGUGUUGCCUAGUGCCCGUUCAUUCCGCAGAACAUGAGCAGGCCUUAUGUCUGGAUCAGCUCCUCCAGCCGGCUGUGCUGAUGGAGGCCCUGUGUCCCCCUGGAGCUUUGGCCGAACCUGUGCUGUCCCUGUCCCUUGGGGAAGGUUAAAGUGAAAAUACCCUUUGGAAACAAAUACCUUGAUGCUAUCUUUUCUGUCCCAGAGAAGAAACCAACAUAUGGAGUGAUUCUUACUCAUGGAGCUGGAGGAGACAUGAAUUUCCCUCACUUAGUGUCCUUGGCAGCCUAUCUUGCAUCCCAUGGAGUUCUGUGCCUGCGGUUUACUUGUAAAGGCCUUAAUGUUGCCUACAGGACUAAGGCUUUCAAAGCAGUUGUGGAGUACCUAAAACUUUGUGAUGAUUAUAAACUUUCUGGUGUUUUCCUUGCAGGCCGUUCCAUGGGCUCACGAGCUGCUGCCUCUGUGAUAUGUCAGCUGAGCCAGGGUGAUGAUGAUGAUGAUGGCUUCAUUCAAGGUCUUGUGUGUUUAUCUUACCCAUUACAUCGACCAAAACUGCAGUCCAAGCUCCGGGAUGAGGAUUUAUUACUGAUCACGUGUCCAGUGCUGUUUGUCUCAGGAUCAGCAGAUGAGAUGUGUGAAAAACAAUUGCUAGAAGGUGUGGUGAGCAAAAUGAAAGCCCCUAAAAAAAUCCAUUGGAUUGAUAAAGCAAACCAUGGGAUGGCAGUCAAAGGACGAACAGCAGAUGAUGUCAUGGAAGAAGUAAAUGCACAAGUUUUUUCUUGGCUUAGAGAGAAUGUUCAACUGCAGCACAAAUAAUUUGCAGUGUUCAAGCAGUAUCUUCAUGUGGUUUUUCCUAAAUGUGGCAAAUAAGGGGUUUGUUAUUUUUAGAGGCAUAUUUUUUUAAAAGCUGAUGUUUUCAGAGGUCUAAGUGCAAAUUCAAAUAAAGCUUUGUAUGAAU
Molecule: messenger RNA, 1395 nt
Organism: Motacilla alba alba
Lineage: Eukaryota; Metazoa; Chordata; Aves; Passeriformes; Motacillidae
Gene: TEX30
Product: testis expressed 30
Exons: 5
Coding region: 693-1253 (186 amino acids)
Source: RefSeq, a predicted model, not a curated record